Molecule: messenger RNA, 3938 nt
Organism: Orussus abietinus
Lineage: Eukaryota; Metazoa; Arthropoda; Insecta; Hymenoptera; Orussidae
Gene: CycY
Product: cyclin-Y
Exons: 6
Coding region: 518-1546 (342 amino acids)
Biological process (GO): regulation of cyclin-dependent protein serine/threonine kinase activity; regulation of canonical Wnt signaling pathway
Cellular component (GO): plasma membrane
Molecular function (GO): cyclin-dependent protein serine/threonine kinase activator activity; protein kinase binding
Source: RefSeq, a predicted model, not a curated record
UACAGGCUCCCCCCUGACUUUACAGAUGAGUGGUAAGGUAUUGUUCGAGAUGUAAGAACGCGAAGGAGCCGAAGUUCCAGAUUGUCUGAUAAAGUUUCCUACGGUGAUCUCUACUCUGAUUUAAAUCAGAAAAUGAUGUCGACUGUAUAUAUCUAUGAUGACUCAUGCAGUAACUCAUAUUCUAGCGGAAAAAUUUGAUCUUUCCUCCAUCGAACCUCAAAGAUCAGCCGACGGAACCCUAUUAAAAGUCGGCUGGACUCUUUGGAUGGGCUCUUUCCUCUGGACGUUCUUAAGAGGGCGUCAUGAAUGGAAGGAGUAGUUCACGAUAUUUCUCGUGUAUUGUUAUCCCUGUCAGCUGAUCAACAGCAAGUAACAUGUGAACCAUUUAGGAGUCCAUCUUUCUCACACUGAAUUACUUUUGCAAACUAGUUAUCAGGGAAGACUGAGCUAAGGAAGUUGUGGAUAAGAUAACAGAGAAACAUUACAUUUAUAUUCGAAUGUGAAGUCAUUGAGAAAAAUGGGAAAUAAAAUCAGUUGUUGCGUCUAUUCGAGUCCUCAAACUGGGCGAAAGGAAUUAGUACGCGAAGGUGGUGGUCGGGGAUUGGAGGAGCACCUACCAGAAGGUGAAAUCAGUGUUAAUAAUUUACAACAUAUUAGCGAACGAGAACCAGAAGAUUGGGAUUCCGAUCCUUCAUUGCAUCCUUGUGCAGGGACUAUCUUUAUGGAACGCUCAAAGCAAUCCAUCGAAAAUGGUAUGGUGAGAAAGAAAAGUCAACACCAAUUAGCUGAUAUAAGGCCUUUAAAAAAGAGUAGUAGUUGUAGUACGAUAUAUUUAGAUGACAGUACCGUAUCACAACCAAAUCUAAAAAAUACUGUUAAAUGUGUUGCCUUAGCUGUUUACUAUCACAUUAAAAAUAGAACUUCACAAAGACAAAUUGACAUAUUCGACGAGAAGCUUCAUCCAUUAACAAGAGAUGGUGUUUCCGAAGAUUAUGACAAGCACAAUCCUGAACACAAACAGAUCUAUAAAUUUGUACGGACUUUAUUCAAUGCAGCUCAGCUGACUGCUGAGUGUGCUAUAAUUACUUUAGUAUAUCUCGAACGGCUGUUGACGUAUGCAGAAAUAGAUAUAACACCUGCUAAUUGGAAACGGAUUGUGCUUGGUGCAAUUUUAUUAGCAUCUAAAGUAUGGGACGAUCAAGCUGUAUGGAACGUGGAUUACUGUCAGAUUCUUAAAGAUAUAACAGUAGAAGACAUGAAUGAGUUGGAGAGGCAGUUUCUAGAAAUGCUGCAAUUUAAUAUAAAUGUUCCUUCGAGUGUGUAUGCCAAAUACUAUUUCGAUCUCCGGACGCUUGCAGAAGCAAAUGAAUUAACAUUCCCCAGUGAGCCCUUAAGUAAGGAAAAAGCUCAAAAGCUUGAAGCAAUGUCUAGAGUAUAUGAAGACAAAGUGACGGCUGAAGCUUUACGCAAUGGUAUAAAAAAAUGGUCUAGUUUAGAUAAUGUAUGCAUAGGUGGACCCAGGCGCAGCAUCGCUAUUUUAUCGUAAGAUAUUUAAAUAGGCGAUUAAAAAUUUGCUUGAUCAUAGAUUGAUAUAUCUAAAUAACAAAGAAAAGUAUAUAGACUAUUGCAGAUAUUAUUAAUAGUAUGCAUAUAUUUUUUUUUAAAGAUUUCAGAUACACUUAUUUAAUGUAAACAAGAACAUGUGUGCAUUAAUUGUAUCUGAUGGAUUGACUGAUUAAGUAAAGCUAAAUCUGUCAUUGACAUGAUAAUCUCUUGAUACGGUAUCUUGAAAUAUAAUCAAGAGUAACCCUUGUAUAUGUACUUAGUAUCUUUGUAGGAGUACAUAUUUGUAAAAAUAUUUUAUACUUGUAUGAUGAUUGUAUGUCCGUAGGAGAAAGUUUAAUGAUUCUGUGCUCGCACAGAGAAAACAUUAACAAAGUCGAACAUAAAUACAUUCAAUAUAGUAGUUUGAAACCUAAAAUGAUUUUUUAUCGUUAGUAUCAAAUUUUCAAACAUAAAAUGUCUCAUCAAACUGCUCUUCCAUAUAUGUUUGACUUCAUUAGGAAUACAAUUAGCUUUCUCCUAUAGACAUGCUAACGUUACAGCAUCAUUGUCAAUUAUCAUGUUACAUAUUCAUAUAUUACUAUAAUGUAACAGCAGUACUGUCGCUAAUUGUGAAUGGUGUAAUAUAUCAUAGUCGGCCACAAUACUGAUUGACCAGAAAAUCAGUCAAAAAUGAUUAUGCAAACAUACAAAUAUUUUUCCUGUUAAUUAAGUUUGUAAUUCAUGUAAAUUGAGAUAUAUGAUCAAUUGCAAGAAUUAUUUUCCGAAUAUGCUGACAUUUUUGGAUUGUUAGCUAUAUUAAUCAUUAAUAAUAAACAAAAUUGGCUUUAGAUGAGUAGCAAGCAUCGUUACAAGCGCAUUUUCUAGGAAUUCAACAUCUAAGAACUUGUUGAACAAGUAGUUCAUUCUAAAAAGUGCACAUUGGAGUCUGCUGACCUUCUUUGCACAUUAGUUAAUAAUUAACGAUUUCAAUAAUUAAUAUAUUAUUAUUUAAUUAUUUUCACUUAAUAGUGAAAUUGAUUUAAUAAUAACUUAUUUGCGUAUGUUUCGGAUACGGUGUUUAUACCUUUUGAUAUGAAAAUAUGAACUUGAAUUUCUUUUUGGUUGUUUUUCUUUUUACAACUGUAACCUAGUGCUUGUAAAAAUUCACGUUUAGGUAAAAAAUGUGUAUUGUACGUUUUAUAUCAAGCUGUAUUGCUUACUGUAAAUUGAUAUGUCCUAAUUUGAUACUUUUCUGCAUAAUUAUUCAUUGAUGUUUUAUAUGUUUUAAUAAUUUGACAUUUAUUAAUGAAAAUGAAAUCUAUUAACAUUGUACGAUUCGAGACUUACUUAAGUUCUUUUCACCUUCAGAAUAUUACUGCUAUGUCUUACCAGAUAAUUAUCACUUUUGCAUUUUAUAACGAUACUGUGAGAAUAGAAUCUUAAAGGAUAAAUGCAAGCAAAAGUAAACAUGUUACAUUUACAUAGGCAUUAGACUGAGAGAAAAGAACACAAUGGACGAGUUAAACAGGUCAUAUAUGACUAAGCCUAAUGCGAAUAUUUUAAACUUUGAUUUGCGUACAAAGUAUCAUUAACCGAACAACAUGUCCUUUGUAAUUAUUACUGCAUUUAAGUAUCAAUGCAUGAGCGAUAGUAUAGAGAGUACAGUGCGUCGCUCGACUAUUUAUUCGAAUAUCUUACGAACUAGGAAUUAUGAAAGAAACUUUCAGCCUUCAGUAUUGUGGCUACAGACGAAAAAGAAGUACCGAUUCCAGUUGUACGAAAAUGUCUGUAUCCACUGCGCUAUUGUACCCUGUCCUAGAGAUACUUGGCGCCACUCCUGCACAUUUGUGCCUAAACAAAAUCAUAAACUCAGAAUACGAGGUACCCGUUUCCUUAAGUUGCGUUCAUUAAUGAAGAUCAAAAGCAUUAUGAAUUCUGUAGCUGUUAAAUAUACGAAGUUAACUUAGGUGCAAUCUUUGCUGCCUACAUUUCCAUUUUUUAUGAAGUUUCCGAUUUAACAGAACGUCGUGCAUAGCUAUUUUUAUAAAUUGAGGUCCACUGUAAAAGGCGACUAGGGUUUUAUUGCGUCCUGUAAAUAACUCGCUGCGCUGAAUUAUAUAUGGUUCUUAAGGUUGUAUAAUACAUUUAAUAUGAUACUAAUAAUGAAACUUUAUAGUAACAACUUCAAGCAUGCGUAUAUAAGCAACAAUUUUUAAUCUUCCAUCCUAUUCUGUACUAUUUCUCAAUUUUGUACGCCACGUUUGUAUUUCAAUAGUGUUGUAAAGGGUAUUCUGCUAUUGGGAUAUAAAUUUGUGAUAUAUGAAAUGUUAUUGUAAUAGUAAUAUUUUCCAUGUUAAUUUCAAAACAUAAUACAGCGUUUCUAUUUAAACUUA